Gilbertella persicaria is the source of this 1184-nucleotide messenger RNA. RefSeq lists its product as uncharacterized. The record is from RefSeq and is a predicted model, not a curated record. The coding region runs from base 48 to 1151 and encodes 367 amino acids. NCBI's taxonomy places the organism in Eukaryota, Fungi, Mucoromycota, Mucoromycetes, Mucorales, Choanephoraceae. The transcript is spliced from 2 exons.
AUUGAAUUUCCCCCCUCCCCUCCCCUCUUUUUUUCUUUUCAGCUUUGAUGAAGAAACCAAUACAGCCGCUUCAUGCAGAUACAACAAAGAAUGACUUACCUGCACCUAUUCAGAAAACAAACAGCAAUAAUACCGAAUCUACUCAAAAGAGUCUGAUGGAAGCAUCUCAGACCAUCUUGUUCACCACAACCACACUACAGCGUACCAUCACGCGAUGUAUGAACUGUAUUGGCAAUGAGAGUCUAUAUGCUGCAUUUUCGCCUAUCUUGCACAAGUCCAAGUCAAGCACUGACAAGCUGUUGUCUGUACUUGAUGUGGUGGAAAAACGACCUGAAUGUUCAUAUGAUUUAGUACAGGCAACAAGUCAAUGUAUCCUUGUCCUUAAAGAACUCUGUUGGGUACUUAGAACAAGGCUAUCGACAGUUGUACAAGGAUUGGAUACCAAGUUUUCAAGGAACUUGCUAAUCAAUCUCUAUAGUGCCACUGUCGAUAUGAAAGAGACUUGGCUUGUACUCAAGCCAUUAUUGACUAUCGAUCCUAUUCAGACACUCACUUCGUUCAAAUCAAAUCGACAUCCUAGCGAGACUAUGGUCCAUUCACCUGUGAAUACUAUUCAUUCGCCUAUAGACAACAAUCAACAACUGUAUACACACUUAAGAAAUGCCAUUACUACUUCAUUGCAUGUAUUCACCACCCUUCAACAGACGAUAGAAGAUACAUUACAGACAACUAUAUCCAGCAGUCUAAAACAGAAAUUGACUGAACUAACAAGACAAGUUCAUUAUGCUACUGAAUUAUCCAAUCGAUUAGACAAGAAUGUAGAAGCCAACAUGGGAAAUAAUAAAGAAGAGCUGCUAUUAUUACCUACUCGAAAAGAAUCCAGUCGACUUAUAUGGGAAGAUACUAGUAUUUAUUUAAAGGCUAUUGUGAGCGUCAUGUCAUUUAUUCGUGCUAUUUCAACAGAAGAAGACUUUUCUUGGCCCAAAUCAAUUAAACAAGGUUGUCUUUAUAUGACCAGAAUGACUGCAGAAGUAGCUAAAUUAUGGAAUAACCACAGUACUUUUGCAGAAGAUGGGUUUAUUCUUGGUCGAUAUGAAAGAAGUUCAAGUGUAUGUUCUAUAGAUCAAUGUACCUCACCUGCUUCUCAUUGAAAUGAUACCCCCCAUGCUAAUAAAUUUUUUUUU